AUGCCUGCAUUCAAAGAGAACAUGAAAACCUAUACAUUCAAGGUAGUGGUUCUGGGGUACUACUCUGUGGGCAAAAGCAGUUUGGUGCUUAAAUACGUCAAGGGGGAAUUCAACCCCAAUGAGGAAAGUACGAUAGGUGCAUCCUUUCUAACAAAGACCAUAUUCACCCAGGAAGGAAGUAUUAAAUUUGAAAUAUGGGACACAGCGGGACAAGAGAGAUACAAUAGCCUGAUUCCCAUGUAUUACCGUGGUGCACAGGUGGCCUUGAUAGCAUACGAUAUAACUUCUAUGGAAAGUUUUGAGACUGCAAAAAGAUGGGUCGAGGAGCUUAGCUUUGAGAAGCCGAAGGAGUUCAUUAAGGUUUUGAUUGGGAACAAGUCUGAUCUAGAAAGUGACAGAAAGGUGGAGUAUCAGAAAGGGAAAGAAUAUGCAGAUAGCCAGAAUCUGUUGUUUUUUGAAUCAAGUGCAAAGACAGGUAAGAACAUAGCUGAGAUAUUCAAUGCAAUUGCAGAAAGAGUCCCUAAAGAAGAGGCUAAGAAGAAGACAAAAGGAUUCAGACUAAAAGACGAUUAUAUAAAAUACCUUUGCUGCUGA
This is a messenger RNA of Encephalitozoon romaleae SJ-2008, 594 nucleotides long. Its product is annotated as Rab5-like GTPase. The coding region runs from base 1 to 594 and encodes 197 amino acids. Gene Ontology annotation, molecular function: GTP binding; GTPase activity. The record is from RefSeq and is a predicted model, not a curated record. Lineage: Eukaryota; Fungi; Microsporidia; Unikaryonidae. The transcript has a single exon.